Xenopus tropicalis (tropical clawed frog) is the source of this 2481-nucleotide messenger RNA. RefSeq names its product keratin 78, gene 6 (gene krt78.6). Gene Ontology annotation, molecular function: structural molecule activity. Bases 105 to 1838 code for a protein of 577 amino acids. Gene Ontology annotation, cellular component: keratin filament; intermediate filament. The record is from RefSeq and is a predicted model, not a curated record. Lineage: Eukaryota; Metazoa; Chordata; Amphibia; Anura; Pipidae. The transcript is spliced from 9 exons.
GCAGAUAAAAGGGAGACACUUCUCUCUCUCUCAGUGCAAAGGGGCUCCUUCAUCUUAUCUGUCCUUCUGAUUUUCCCUUUUGACUGCUUAAAUCCAAAGCAAUCAUGUCUUUUUCACAAGUCUCCAUCAGGAAGCGGCAAACUGUUAGCAGUGGUGGUGGUGGAAGAGGGGGUUUUAGCACCUGCUCACUUGGAGCAAUUGGAGGAGGAUCUCGGGCUGGAGGUAGCUAUGGGUCACGCAGUGUCUAUAACCUUGGUGGAAAAUAUAGAACUUCCAUAAGUGCAGCCAGUGCUCGAGGUGGGGCAGGAGGAUUUGGUGGUGCCGCUGGUGGAGGAUUUGGUGGUGCCGCUGGUGGAGGAUUUGGUGGUGGCUUUGGAGGAGGACAUGGUGGUGGAAUGUUUGGUGGUGCAGGGGGCAUGGGUGGAAUGGGUGGCAUGGGAGGCCCAGGAUUUGAUGGAGGGGAUAUGGGAUUCCCUGUUUGCCCACCUGGUGGAAUUCAGCAGGUUACUAUCAAUACACAUCUUCUGCAGCCACUUGAUCUGGCUAUAGAUCCAAACGUCCAGAGAGUAAAAGCAGAGGAAAGAGAACAGAUUAAAACUCUUAACAACAAGUUUGCAGCUUACAUUGACAAGGUCAGAUUUCUGGAACAGCAAAACAAAGUCCUUGAAACAAAAUGGAAACUGCUGCAGGAACAGGGAACUAAGCACAGCACCAAAAGGGCCAACCUAGAGCCCCUGUUUGAGAAAUACAUUGGCGAUCUGAGGAGAUAUUUAGAUACUUUAAUAAAUGAAAGGGGCCGUUUGGAGCAUGAACUGAAGAAUCAGCAAGAUCUUGUGGAGGAAUAUAAGAAAAAAUAUGAGGAUGAAAUUAACAAGCGUACCAAAGCAGAAAAUGAUUUUGUGCUACUUAAAAAGGAUGUCGAUGCUGCCUUCAUGGCUAAAACAGACCUUGAGGCCAGGGUGGAUGGAUUGACAAGUGAAAUCAACUUCUUAAGAACUCUUUAUGCUGCUGAAUUGUCACAGGUACAUGAACAAGUCACCGACACCUCAGUUAUUCUGACUAUGGAUAACAACCGUGAUUUGAACCUGAGUGGUAUCAUUCAAGAAGUGAAAUGUCAAUAUGAGCAAAUUGCACAAAGAAGCAAGAUGGAAGCUGAAGCUCUGUACGAUAAUAAAUACAAGGAGCUGCAGAAAACAGUUGAAGGACAUGGACACAGCAUAAAGAAUUCCAAGGCUGAAAUAGCAGAACUGAAUCGUAACAUUCAGAGGCUGAGGGCUGAAAUUGAAAAUCUCAAGAAGCAGAUUGCAGGUCUGAAUCAAUCCAUUGCUGGAGCUGAAGAAAAGGGCAACCUUGCUCUCAAGGAUGCAGAAAAGAAACUUCAUGAUCUUGAAGCUGCUGAAAAGAAACUUAAGGAGGACAUGGCUCGUCAGCUUAAAGAGUACCAAGAACUUCUGGCUGCUAAGAUUUCACUGGAUGUCGAAAUUAGCACUUACGGACUCAUGCUGGGAGGAGAAGAGCACAGAAUGUCUGGACAGAUUGCCAACAAUGUCAGCAUAUCUGUAAUCAGCGGAGGUUCAAAUGUAUACAGCGCUCUUGGCGGUGCAGCAGGCGGAAUGGGAGGCGGCAUGGGCAGUGGAAUGGGAAUUGGAGGCGGCAUGGGAGACGGAAUGGGAAGUGGAAGCUGCCUUCAAGGUAGCAUGGGUUCCGUCCAUGGUGGUAAAUAUGGCUAUGGAGCUGGAUAUGAAGGCGGCUCCAUGCACGGAGGAAGCGGCUCAUUUGGCCAUCAUGGCGGCAAAACCUCAUCGUCAGUUACAUACACAACCAAGAAAACCUAUUAAUUUAAAGCAGCAGCAGUCACACUUUAAAGCCACCUAUCACUAGACCUUUGCCUAACUAACAGAAGCUUGAAUAGUAUGUAAUGAGUGUGUCAUCCUACUUCUAUCCCUUUUUCCUUCUCAAUGUCAAUAACCAUAAAAAUUGGUCUCCACAACACAGUACUUCCUUAUAACACAGUCAUAUGAUGUCUCUGUAUUUUCUGUCAUUAAUUGACACUCCCGAAAGGAAGGUAGUGUAGCCUGUCAAGUUUAGAUGGAAAGAACUGAAUUUUAGUGAAAUAUAUAAACUAUCUUCUUAGCUAUCUUACUCUUGGGUGUUGGUAUGGACUCUCAGCUGUUUGUAUGGAGGUAACUGUGUUCUUAUGUCUCCUAGCAACAAGUUAAGAAGAUAUUUACUAAUGAUUACAUCUAGUUCUGUAAAUUCCUGCUUAACGUUUAUCUGAGAGGAAAGGGGAUCCUGGUUGUUUGUCUCUUAGGGCCAGUGGUACGGCAUAUGCAUCGCUUUGGUUUUCUGAAGUCACCAGAAGUUGCCUCAUGACUAAUCUCCCUGUUUGCCAGUGCCCUUAAUGCAUUGCUGUAUUUUCCUAAACGUUCAAGAACAUCUCUUUUUUCUUUGUUUCUUCAAUAAACUGCAUUUGGAACUCAA